Megalops cyprinoides (Indo-Pacific tarpon) is the source of this 1422-nucleotide messenger RNA. Its product is annotated as plasma serine protease inhibitor-like. Lineage: Eukaryota; Metazoa; Chordata; Actinopteri; Elopiformes; Megalopidae. The record is from RefSeq and is a predicted model, not a curated record. Gene Ontology annotation, molecular function: serine-type endopeptidase inhibitor activity. Gene Ontology annotation, biological process: negative regulation of endopeptidase activity. The transcript is spliced from 4 exons. The coding region runs from base 17 to 1360 and encodes 447 amino acids.
UCUGACUGGAGUUUGAAUGGAGCUGCAUGCAAAUCUCGCCGGUCUUGUCUCUUUCUGUGGAUUACUGCGCGGCGGACGAAUGAUGAAUGCCUCUCCGAUGCUAGCGGGGCUGCUGCUGUACGUCUGCCUCACCUGCACAGGUGCGUCACAGGAACCAUGGGGCCUGCGCGAUGGGACGGGGGUGUCGGACGAGGUGGGCAACUUUUCCGAUCACUACGGAGACCUGGCCUUCAGGCUGUACCGCGGCCUGGUCGCCGACAGGCCCGAGGAGAACACCCUUUUCUCGCCACUCACCGUUUCCUCGGCCCUCGCCUUCCUGUCCGCCGGUGCGGGCUCGCGGACGCGGGCGGAGAUCCUCUCCGUGCUCGGCGUUUCCAACGACACUGUGGUAAACGUGCCGAGGGCGAUGGCGGCUCUGGCAGAAUUCACCGCCAGGCUCUCCGGGGAUAAAGGAGGGAUUAACCUGACUGCAGGGAGUUCCCUGCACGUGGAGAAGACCCUCAGUCUCCCUCACAAGCUCCGCAACCACUCCAGAGACGGGUACGACAGGGCCAUUCGCCCUGUGGACUUUUCCAAACCCCUGCAAGCCCAGAAGGACAUAAAUGCCUUCAUAAAACAGGAGACGGGAGGGAGAAUCACUGACUUCCUCCAAAGUUUAAACAGUUCUGCCAAAUCAGUCCUUGCAAACUACAUGUAUUUUAAAGGGAAGUGGCAGCAGCCGUUUUCACGUCGGCACACGGUGAACUGGCGCUUCCAGGUGAACGGCACGCUGGCGGCGGAGGUGCCCAUGAUGUUCCGGGACGACUCGGAGGAGCUGUGGAUGCUCUACGACACCAACUGCUCAGCCACUGUGGUGCGGCUGCCCUAUGCUGGGGGUCUGGCCAUGCUGCUGCUGCUGCCCAGGGGAGACCUGGACCAGCUGGAGCCAAGCCCCUGUCUCUCUGCCGCCAGGAUGAAGUUCUGGAGGACCAAUCUCAGGCCUGGGUACUGUUGCAAGGCCGGCUCCCUUCUGCUUCUCCUUUACAGACGAGCGGAAAUCCGUCUCCCGAAGUUUGUCCUGAGGAAGUCCUACCCACUGCAGAGCGUUUUGGAGCAGACAGGUGUCCGAACCCUCUUCACCGACUCCGCUGACCUGCCCGGCUUCGCGGUCCGUAAAGGGCUGAGGAUCCAGGCUCUGCACGAGGCCAUCCUGGAGGUGGACGAGACGGAGGCAGAUGAGCGGGGAGGCCAAGAUGCCGGACUGGACUUCUCCGAACCCCAGCGAAUCAUUUUCGACCGACCCUUCAUUUUCCUGGUCUACAAUGAACCCACUGGGACCAUCCUGCUAAUAGGAAAAAUUGUGAACCCCUCAGAAAACUAAAUGACUCCAGUUCCCUCUGACACCCUGCAAAGAAAACAUGAAAACAAAUGCAAAAAUCUCCC